Penicillium robsamsonii is the source of this 1965-nucleotide messenger RNA. RefSeq lists its product as uncharacterized. The transcript has a single exon. The record is from RefSeq and is a predicted model, not a curated record. Bases 1 to 1965 code for a protein of 654 amino acids. Lineage: Eukaryota; Fungi; Ascomycota; Eurotiomycetes; Eurotiales; Aspergillaceae.
AUGGGACGACCACACACUCGGUUGCUUCGGCUGCAACUAAGACGACGGUUUACAACUGGAGCUGUGUUUACACAGCAGUCGGUGCGCAGCCUCUAUCCCGCAAAAACGAAAAUACUACCCCAUGACCCAUCACCAUCUGAACUGCUUCGAUUCGCCCUGAGGGAUUCAACUGAGCCAAUUCAUGACUCAAAUGCUAAUGACAUCUUAUCUGGGUAUCUCCGUGAACUCUUUGUCCCCCAGUGGAACUUUAACACCCCACCUCCCCCGCUGUGGACCUCCCUCAAAGGGCUUACCUCGCGGAACCAAGAGCUAUUGGAGGCCAUCAAUAGCGAGAUCACCGAUAUCUCAUCCUUGCGGAGUUUAAUUGAGAGAUAUGUCAACGACAGAUACGGAGCAGAGCUUUUGCAAGACUGUAAUUGUUUGCCACUAAAACACGCUUUGCAAAGCUGUCAACGGAAAAAUACAUUGGCAGAAAUACUGUCAGUGCUAAGUGACUUGUGUGCAAGACUAAGGCGUCUCCAGCUUCCUAUCCAGCCUGAGAUGUACUCUAUAGCGUUAUCUUUUGCAUCUCUUGAUCUUUCGGCUUCAUAUCUGAAGCACUUCUUGGGUGGCCACCACCACAUGGGCUUUCCACCCCUAGGUCUCGAGGAUAGUUUGCGAAUAGUCCAAAAUUGCUCUAAAGCACUUGACUGUAAAGCUUUUGAGGAUCCAUACUACGACCCCAGUCCCAUCCUUUCUGGGGACACAGGAGAAGGAGAACUCGUGUCCCAAAAUCACAAUUUGCAUGAUAUCUUGUUCUGGGCGCAAUCCGCUGAUCAGAAUGGCAAACGAUUCGAUUUCGGAACCAACGCCCAGGAGUAUAUGUGUCUACUUGCUAGGCUUGGGAAUGAUGAGAUGCUUCACAGGUACUGGUCUCAUUUCUUGAAGGGCAUUCAACCUAAAAACUCUCAAAGCUGCAUCGCUGCCUAUCAGGUAGUACUGGCUCUAGUCCAAAAUAUUCGGUCCCAAACAGCAGUGAGAUGGUUGGAGGAUAUCUCUCAACAAUGUGGAGAUAACCUGCCAUUCAUUGCGAAGUUCCCAAAUCUUGGACUCCUCAUUAGUGACCCGAUUGUGGGUGAGGCACUACCUGACCUAGUAAGGGGAGAGGACUACCUUGAGCUACUCGAAGUUUGUCUUGAUGACAUGGAUCAGAGGAUGGGUGUUCAAUGGAGCCCCGAGGGUCAAAGCCAUUUCAGUUCCGCCUUAGACCCGUCCGAAUAUAUCUGGGAAGCAUUUGAGGACCAAAAUUUGCCCAAAAUGGGUACCAAAACCACUGGCUCUGAUCAUAGAGGACAGUUGUACGCAGAGCUUCGCGUUCAUGGCUGCUCUAAGUCUCCGGCUGCACUGAGCAGGAUCACGGAUCUGUUGAAUGACCACGACGGACAGUCUCAAACGAUUGUCACUCGGCUCGAUUAUAAAUCGGCACGUCUUGACGAAGUUCGCUCGAAGUUCGAAUUGCUCGAGUUCCGAUGGGUACCAGCACACUCACCGAUAGAAUUUUCUAACUCUCAAAUUCCGGCGCUGCGUGAUUCCUCAGAGCCUAUGAGCCCGUCUACCCUAGGCCUUAUUCGGGCUCGUUUGAUCAUUCAUGGAGUUCCUCAAAUGGGGAUCAACAACUUACAUCUGAUGCAACUUGGCUGCAUGGAUGUGCGGUAUGGUCCGGAUCAACCAUGGGAGUCAUCAGGAUAUAUUGUGGUAUGGGACCGUCAUUUUGGGCAACUCCUCGGGCUUUACGUUGGGCAGAACACCGGGGUCAUUGACUGUGGGCCAGCGCCUUCGGAUGGCCCUCUUGGUGCCUUGAUGCAUCUCACGAUUUCAACCAAUGACGAGCGAACAAUUUAUCCUAGUGGCAUACGCCCUCAUUCUCGAAACUGCUGGGGACCUUACUAUCUGGAUGUAGAUCCAAGUGCAGAUCUAGAGUAUUGA